AUGGACUUGUUGCAAUUCUUCUGCAAUGAAGACCAAGAAGUACGUUUUUUUAUUUUAUCGCAAUAGUUUUGAAAAAAAAUAUUUUUUUUUUAAAUUUAGGUAUUUCAAUCAUCUUCUGCGAAUUCAACAAGUCUGCCAUUGUUAAACGAAUGUGUUCUUCAUGGUUCUUUGAUCUUCUUGCCCUGUUGGUUCUUUCUCUUCUUCUUGCCAUUGAUUUGUUUUGACAUUACCAAAGAUGACAAAAAACAGAAACUGCGAUUGGACACGCCAAUCAAUUAUCGACUGGUAUGUUGGGAUUGAUUUUAAAUUUUUAGAAUUAAUAUUUUAGGCUUAUGUUUGUAUUUUUAUUCUUAAAAUAGAAGUUUUAGGCUAGAAUUAAAAAUUAGGGUUAGGCUUGAAGGCUUAGGCUUGAGUUUAAAACUUUAGGGUUAAGUAUACAUUUUAUAGGCUUAAUUUUGAAUGUUUAAGACCUAAGGUUGAACUUUUAGAUAUAGGUUUGAAUAUUUAGGCUUAAAUAUGUAUGUUUGUGCUUAAGUUUUAAAGUUUAGGCUUAAGUGUAAAGUUUUAGGCUUACGCUUGAAUGUUUAGGCUUAAAUAUUAAUGUUUAGGCUUAAGUAUGAAAGGUUAGGUUUUCGUGUUCAAGACUAGGCUUAAUUAUGAAUCUUUAGGCUCGUCUAUGAAUGUGUAUGCUUAAGUUUGAAUUUUUAGGCUUACGGUCGAACAUUUAGGCUUGAGUUUGAAAUUAUAGGCGUACGUUAUGAAAGGUUAGGCUUGAGACUGAUAAGUUAGUCUUAAAGGCAAAAUUUAAGUUUAACGUGAGCUUUAGGGUUAGUUUAAGUUCUACGGUUAAGUUAAUAACUCUAGGCUUAGCUUUAAAAUUUUGGGCUUAAGUUUAAAAAGUUAGGCUUAAGUUAACAAGUUUAUGCUUUACUUAUUAAAGAUCAGGCUUAAGAUUGAUAACUUAGGCUUAAUUUUGAACGUUUAGGCUUAAUCUUGAAACCAUAGGCUUAAGUUUUGAUGUUUUUAGGUAGCUUUAUAAUUUUAGGCUUAGUUAUACAAUUUAGGCUUAAUUUCGUAUUUUUAGUUCUUGUCUGUCAUCCUUGAUCUCAUAAUAUGGGUAAUGUUGUUGAACGCAUUUCACGAGACCUACAUUCGACCACUGCCAUUAUCGACCGACGACUGGAAAGAAAUCGCACCCUAUGCCGCUUUGGCUAUCGUAUUUACCAUAUCCAUAUAUGUCAGCUACAGAGUAAAACAGAAGGGGAUUCUGACGUCUGGAGUUCUAUUUAUUUUCUACUUUCUGCUUACAGUAUGCGCAUUGCCGGAGUUACUGUAUAUUCUUCAGGAAAUUGGUGAAGGGAAUAAGGUAAGGUUAUUGUAACAUAUUUUUGAUGGAGUAUUGUAUUAAUAAUAAUAGGUCAGGUUGUGGUACACUGUAUGGCAUUACUGUAGUACCUUAGGAGUAUCGCUGUGAUAUUAUAGGGUAUUACUGUAUUACUAUAAGGCAUCAUUUAGUCUUGUACAGUAUUAAGGUGGUACUGUAGGGUCUACAUGUGGUACUGUAGGGUACUAUAGUGGUAUUAUAGGGUACUAUGACAGUACACUACAGUGCUAUUGUUGUACUGUAGGGUAUUCAUUUUUUACUGUAGGGUAAUAAUAUGGUACUGUCGGGUAUCAAUGUGGUACUGUAAUGGGAUCCACUGUGGGUAUGUAUGGUACUACUGCGAUACAGUACGGUAUUAUCAUGGUACUGUACGAUGCUGCUAGGAUAUUCUAGGGUAUUACAAUGGUACUGUAGGGUAUAACUGUAGGGCUUUAGGGGUAUCACUGAGGUACUGUAGAACUGUAAAACUUUACCGUCUAGUUCUACUGCUGAAGUACUCUAAGAUGAUGCUAUGACAUUCUGUACUAACGACUGUAAACAUUUUUUGUAGAAAAAUUAAUUUUUAAGUUUACGGUAUUAUUUUGUCACUUAAUAUACUUAUUUUCAGCUCCUAGUGCAUAGUAUAUUGUUUAUCCCAUACUUUGUACUCAAUUUCUUGAUACUUGUUCUAAGUUGUUUUGCUGAUAUACCAAAACAAAAGUAUGAUAAGGUAAGUGGGUAUACAAUUGAAAACUUCAAAAUUCAAAAAAUUUUUAAAUUUUAAAAUAAAAAAAAUUUUUAGGUUCAGGUUUGGUCUUGGGGUUAAUAACGUUUAGGCUUGAUGUUGCUAAGCUUAUCGUUAAGCUAAGCAGGCCGGGCUAGGCAUAUAAGGUAGGGUAGGGUAGGGUAGGGUAGGGCGUCGGAGGGUAGGGUAAGAUAGGGUAGGUAAAACACCAAGUAAAAUAACCUUUGGUUCAAUCAAAAAAUGGCAUUUUCAGAAAAAGGCCUGUCCAGAAGAAUACUCAUCAUUUCUGAACCAGAUCAGCUUCCAUUGGUUCACCCAAAUGACAUGGACUGGCUACAAACAAAGCCUCAAAAUGGAAAAUAUGUGGGAUUUGAAUACGAAUGAUGAGUCAUCAAUGCUGCUACAAGAAUAUGAAGGACAUCGACGGAAGGAGGAGAUUGGUAAGAUUAUAUUAUAGUUAUCAGAGUAAGAACUUCUUAGACUAAAUUUAAUCCAUAGUUGCGAAAUGUCACAAUUUUUUUAAAAAAUAUUUUUAAAGCGUAAUUAUAUUUCAAAACUUGAUUUUUGUUUUGAAAAAGCUUUGAAAUUGAAAAAUUUUAGAUUAUAACGAAGUGUCACAAAAAUUAUCGAUUUUUGAUAAAAUGUCACGAAAUGUAUUGAUUUUCUUAAAAAAACAACAAAACGGUUUUUAAGAUGUAUGGCAUUAGUAAUCGUUUAAAAGAUAAAAAAAUUUUUAGAACGAAGUGUAAUAAUUGACUUUUGACGAAAUGUCACAAAUUUUAUUGAUUUAAGAUUAAGAAUAUUGAAAAUUGGUUUUUAAAACAAGGUUUUGUAUAGAUAAUUAAAAAACAGUUUUUUAAUUAUUGAUGAAGUGUCACAAAAAUUAUUGAUUUUUAACGAAAUGUCACAAAUUUUAUUGAUUUUUUAAAUAGCAUGUAACUAGUGUUUUAAAACAUUUUCCUUUGAGUUAGUUUUAAAAGAAAGUUUUUUGGUUUUCAAAUUGGUACAAAAUUGGCUUGAUUUUAACGAAAUGUCACACAAUUUAUCGAUUUUUCCUUAAAAAUUGGUCUUAUUGUAAAAUACGUCAAACGGAACCUUUACGUCAUAUAAAUAAUAAUGUGAACUUAUUUUCAGCCCAUGCCCGCAAGCACUACCACAAACAAGUCCCAAAUGGCAAGCAGCAACUACUUGAGAACUAUCAAAAACCCCAAGAAGAAGGUGAUAAAAAGAAGGAAAAGGCCCAAUUUCCGUCGAUUUUAAUGCCUCUGACCAAAUGUUUCAAAUUCUCGUUGAUUUCUGGAGCACUCCUGAAGUUUAUAUUCGAUUCAGCACAGUUUGUAUUCCCACAUUUGCUCAAAAUGCUCAUCAGGUUCAUUCAAAACGGCACCGAUCCCAAAUGGUACGGCAUUGGAAUUGCUGUCACCAUGCUCUUUAUUGGAGUCGUACAGUCAUUUGUAAGUUUUUGACGGGUUUUUGGUACUGUUUAGUACUAUAUAGUACUCAAGUUUAAUUUUUUUUGUUUAUGGUGCUAUAUAGAAUUAAAAUUAAAAAACUCUUUUUUUGGCGUUGUAUAGUACUAUAUAGUAUUAAAAAUUAAAAAUUUGUUUUUAGUUUUUUAUAGUAUUGUGUAGUACUAGAAGUUAAAUUAUUUUUUAGUUGUUUAUGGUGCUAUAUAGUAUUAAAAAUGUUAAGAAUUGUUUUUUUUUGGUUCUGUACCGCAUGGUACUGUAUAGUACUGAAAAUAAAAAAUUUUUGUUUUCUUACCGUUUAUGGUGUUAUACCGUACUAUUAUUUACAAAAAAAGUAUUUAACUUUGAUAUGGUACUGCUUGGUACUAUAUAGUAUCAAAGUUUAUAAAAGCUUAUUUUUGUAUUUUUGAUACUGAAAUAAUUCUGAAGUUGUCUUAAAAUUGUCUUUAAUACAAUGAAAAGUGUGUUUUUAAUAUACCUAGUUCCAUUUCAGAUCCUUCACCAAUACUUUCAUAUCAUGUUUCAUACGGGUAUGAAGAUUCGGUCGAUUUUGUCAUCAGUUGUGUAUAAAAAGGUAAUAUGUUUUUAAAAAUUAUUCUAAAAGUCUCAUUAACAACUUUAAAAAACUUAUAACAUGUCAGUUUUUGAAUAUUUUUCAAAUCUAAUAAAAUUUGUGGCAUUUCGUCCGAAAAUCAAUAAUUUUUCUGACAUUUCGUCAAGUAUGGUCAUUUUUGUAAAAAUUAAACGCAAAUUGAAAUGCAUAACUUAUAAUGAUUCGAAUGUUUUUAAUUUUUAAAAAUUGAUAAAUUUUGUAGUAUUUUGUAAAAAAUCAAUAGUUUUUUUGACAUUCCGUCAAAUUUGGCAAAAUUUAAAAAGAAAGUCUAACUUACAUUAAAUUUUGUAAAAAAUGCUAUUUUUGUGUUAAAAAAUGCUAUAAAAAUUACCUAAAACAUAGAAAACCAAUCAUAUCAGUGGCAUUUCGUCUAAACCAAUAAAAUGUCUGACAUUUCGUCUAAAACUCCAAUUUUCAGGCAAUAAACCUUUCAAGUAAAGCCCGUAAGAACCGUACCGUUGGCUCAUUGGUUAAUAUAAUGGCAGCCGACGUGCAACGCUUCCAGGAUGUCACUACUUAUGUCAUGAUGCUGUGGUCAGCACCAUAUCAAAUGAUUCUUGCUAUGUAUUUCUUAUAUCAGGUGUUGGGUUGGAGUGUUAUAUGUGGAGUUUUAAUUAUGGCUUCGUUGAUUCCAAUCAAUAGUAACAUUGCCAAGGCUAUGCAGAAGUAUCAGGUAAAGGUCAAUAGAAUUUGUGGCAUUUCGUCAAAAAGAUAAAUAAUUUUAUUGGCAUUUUGUCAAAUAUGUCAUUUUUUGAAAUUGACAUUUUAAGUCUUUAUUGACUUAUAUUUACUGAAUUUUCAAAAAAACGAUAAAAUUUGUGACAUUUCGUUGAAACAAUCAAUAAUUUUUGUGGCAUUUCGUCUAAAUUUAGAAAUACUUAAAAUUUUUAUUACCAACGCGAUUUUAACUAAAAAUUUUAUUUUUUUACAAAAAAACGCAACAACUUUUUUUCCAGGCCCAACAAAUGGAAUGUAAAGACAAACGGCUUCGUAUGUUGAACGAGGUAAUCAGUGGUAUGAAACUGGUCAAGUUGUAUGGUUGGGAAGAGGAAGUGAAGCAAAAAAUCCUCGACGAACGUGAAAAAGAGAUUCGAAUUUUGCGGAAAUUAGCAUAUUGGAACGCUGCGACGUCGCUGACCUGGGCUUGUGCACCAUUCUUGGUCGCAGUUACCACCUUCAGCGUAUAUGUGUUUGUAGAUCCUGCGAAUAACUUACUGACACCCGAGAAGACAUUUGUGGCUUUGGCUUUGUUUAACAUAUUACGGUUCCCUAUGGCUGUGUGUACUGUACUUUGUACUCAAGUGGCACAGUUUCGGGUCAGUAACGACCGGUUGAAAGAGUUCUUGGCCGCUGAAGAGGUGGAUCGGGCCAAAAGUAGAAGAUACGACGUUAGUAAAGGGUUGAUAAGUGAAGGUAGGUUGAGGUUUUAUUAGUCUUAACUUUAGCUCUAGCCACAACCCUAGUGUUACCACUACUAUACCACCGCCCCCAAUUAAAAAAUCAUUUCCAGACCCCGAAAAACCCCGCCACACCACAUCAACUACCCAACCAAACGCAGUAACACUAACCAAUGCCUCAUUCGCCUGGGACCCAGAAGAUGCCUAUGGUACCGCCCUAUCCGACCUCAACCUCACGAUCGAGCACGGCAAACUCGUAGCCGUGAUUGGUCGAGUCGGAUCAGGAAAGACCAGCCUAAUCCAAGCCUUGUUGGGUGAAAUGUACAAAGUUCACGGUACCUGCGAAUUAAAUGGCAGAGUCGCUUAUGUACCACAGCAAUCGUGGAUAUUAAACAUGACUGUGAGGGAUAACAUACUGUUUGGCAGUAUUUAUGAUGAAACCAAAUACUAUAAGAUCAUUGAAGCAUGUGCGUUGGAGCAGGAUUUGAGGAGUUUGAGUAAUGGGGACAUGACAGAAAUAGGGGAGAAGGUACGUUCAGCCAAUAAUUUUUGUGACAUUUCGUCUAAUCUUGUAAACGUAAUUUAUAAAGGCCCUUUUAAAACUAUUAGGGGUUUAAAUGGCAUAAUAACUUAAAAAGUAUCACAUAUAUGUUUUUUAUUGUCACUGUUUUUAAAAUUUUGAAAAAAUCAAUAAUUUUUGUGACAUUUCGUCUAAUUUUGAAAACCUUAUUUAAUGAUAUUUAAAGCUUUAUAGAGGUUAAUACCAAUAUAGCAAAAUUUUACAUUUUUAAAAACCAAUAAUUUUUGUGACAUUUCGUUACACCUUUAAAAAAAUCAAUAAUCUCAUCGAAUUUUGUCCCUAAAUCAUUUUUAAAGCCUACAUAAAUAUCAAACCAAUUUUAGGGCAUAAACCUAUCCGGCGGCCAAAAGCAACGUAUCAGCUUGGCCAGAGCACUGUACGCCGACGCCGACAUCUACCUUCUCGAUGACGUACUGUCAGCUGUGGAUGCUCAUGUCCAGCGUCAUUUGUUUGAUCAUGUUAUACUUGAUUUGCUGAAGGACAAGACAAGGUUUUUGGUGACGAAUUCGUUGACGAACCUGAAGCAUUGUGAUCAAGUUGUUGUUAUGAAAGGUGGUCAGGUGUCGGAGUUUGGUACUUAUGAAGGGCUGAUUCAGAAGCACGGUGAAUUCAGCGAAAUCGUGGAGGAAUUCUUGAUUGAAGAAGCGAAAUCAAGAGGAAGAUCGAUCAGUUUUGGAGAGGAUUGUAGGUUACUAAUAACGCUACGGUAGCCUAAAAAAUUUUUUUUAAACUUUCUUACCGUAACCCAUCCUACUGUAACAGUUUUUAAUUUUUACAGCCACAGACGUAAAAGAAGUCCUCGAAGAGCUCCAAGACCUGUUACCCAAAGAGAAACUGACUCCAGAAUCCAUUGAAACCAAACUCAACACAACCUCAAACGAAAAGAAGCUCAGUAGCUCCUCGAUACCUACAAUAACCAUAACAGCACCGACUGCCAAUAAUACCCCCAAAUUCCAAAAUCACUUAACCAAACCUCAAAACGGUGCACCACCAGCACCAAAGCGACUAAUUGAAGGUGAAAACGUCGAGACUGGCCAGGUCAAACUUCAUGUCUACUAUACCUACAUCAAGUCGAUUGGUCUGGCCUGUGUUACAAUCUUUUUGGCAGCCUAUGUGUUCUCCAGUGCACUUGGUAUCUUGUCCAACAUGUGGUUGGCACAUUGGUCCGAUAAGGCCGUGAGAAUGAGGAAUUCGAACUCAACUCAACCGGAUAUGGCAUCAAACUUGGGGAUCUACACCAUGUUGGGUCUUGGUCAAGCUUUGGCUGUUUGUAUCGCUGCGGUUUGGGUAUCUUUGGGCAUGGUAAAGGCGUCAAAAUUACUGCACAGUAAAAUGCUGGAUGGUGUUGUCAGCAAACCCAUGUGGUUCUUUGAUAUCACGCCGAUGGGGCGGAUUCUGAAUCGGUUUUCAAAGGUAAACAGACAUUUUUCAACCAUUUCUCAAAAUUUUCAAACCCUUUUUGCCAAUUUUAAUGCCUAAAACAACAUAAAACAAUACAAAAAACCUCCACCCACCUUUUUCAGGAUCUCGACAUGAUAGAUUCACGUCUCCCAAGCUCCGUCCUCAACUUUACCGGCUCAAUAAUUCAAGCUUUGGCCAUCUUAUGCGUCCCAAUCAUAAUAACACCACAAGUAACUCCGUCGAUCGUUGCCAUCUUGGUCAUAUAUUGCUUUUUGACCGUGUUUUACCUCAGCACGUCUAGACAAUUGAAGCGACUCGAAGCUGUGACCAGAAGUCCGAUUUAUUCACAUUUUGCUGUAAGUUUCGCUGAAAAUUAUAUUAUCGAUGAGAUAAAUUAAUAUAAACACGGGGAAAUUGAGAAAAUAAUAAUGAAAGGCCGUGAAACGCGAAGGUAGAUGUUCUUUUAUUAUUAUGGGUUUAAACUGAAUUGAAUUAAUUAAAAGGAACUUUAAUUAAUUCUUUACAAUCUUACAAUCCAGGGCGCAGCUUUCACUGAAACCCAUUGAGACCUCGCGCCCAUUGAGAUCCCGAGCCCAUUGAGACCCCAAACGCCCAUUGAGACCUUGAAAGGAGGUUCGGCGGAGACUUUAGGGGAUUCGGCGGAGGGUCGGCGGAGACUUUAAGAGAUUCGGCGGAGACUUUUAUGCAUCCGGCGGGUAUCUACCCAAUUUUACCCCUAACCUUUUUAGCCCUACCCAAACUUACCUUUGCCCUUUCUACCAUACCCAACUAUACCAUACCCAUCCUUUAUAAUAUACCAUAAGAUAUCCUGUGUUACAUACUACACCAUACCCAUCUUACUAAACAUACCAUACCAAACUAUACCAUACUCUACCAUAUUGUACCUAGUAUACCAUACCCUACCAUGACAUCUACCAUACCAAACCCUACAAUACCCUACCAUAUUAUAACAUGCCAUAUCUUACCAUAAAAUACCAAACCUUAAAUACCAUACCAUACCAUUCUAUACCAUUCUAAACUGUACCAUACCUUACCUUAUACAACCUUAUACAAAACUACCGUGUACUAUCCGUGGGUAUGGUAGAAUAAGUAAGUAAAACAACAUAUGUGGUAUAACAUAGUCUAGUAUAGUAUGGCAUAGUAUGAUAAAAUAUGGUACGUUAUAUUAUUCCUGUGUCCUCCGCCGAAUCCUCUAAAGUCUCCGCCGACCCUCCGCCGAACCUCCUUUCAAGGUCUCAAUGGGCUUUUGGGGUCUCAAUGGCUCGGGGUCUCAAUGGACCCGGGGUCUCAAUGGGCGCGAGGUCUCAAUGGGAGGGAUUCCGCAGCUUUUCCCGUUAUUUUUUUGAAAAAUGUUAUUUUAGGCGGUUUCUUUUGGGUAUAACCGCGACCAAACUUUAUCAAAAUUUAUGUUUUAUGUCACAAAAUGAAGAUAAAUUUGUUUUCUUUCCAAUCCAUUUUGAUAGUUACAUACAAACACGCGAUUUUUAUAUUUUUAACGAGGUUCAGCAAUACCUACAUAAAAUAAAUUAUAAACCUUGUUUUUUCUUAUUGACGUAACUUUGGUCUUUCUUAAUCAAUUUUUAUGAAUUUUAGCUUAAAAGCAAGGUAAAUUACUCUGUUUUAUAAAAAAUGUACAAAGGUUUUGCAAUAAUAACAGUUUGUUUAUAUUUUGACUAUUUUACACACCAACUUCGAUAUUUCAAGGUUAAUAUAAUUUUUGCUUGCUUUUCAGGAAUCUAUUAAUGGUUCAGCCUCGAUCCGAGCAUUUAACUGUGAAGAUAGGUUUGUUCGACGAUCACAACAACUGGUAGAUGAGAAUCUGAAGGCUUAUUAUCCAUCAAUCGUCGCCAAUCGGUAAGUUUUUUGGUUUUUUGUUGCUUUUUAGGUAUUAAUCGAGAAAACUGGCUGUUAAAUACUUGUUAGAAGGAAGAUUAGUAUCCAAACUUGUUGUCUAUUGUAUUAGCAAGGGUAGACAAGACCCAAUUACAUCUUUUGAUUGGGAUUUAGGCAUAAAACGUGUAAUUUUAGAUGGUUAUCCGUGAGAUUGGAGCUGAUCGGAAAUUUGAUUGUGUUUUUCUCCGGAAUUUUCGCUGUUUUAUACAGUGAUAAUGGAGUUACAGCUGGUUUGAUUGGUUUAUCAGUGUCAUAUGCUUUCAAUGUGACACAGGUUUUGAAUUGGGCCGUUCGAAUGUCAAGUGAGCUGGAGACGAAUAUUGUUUCGGUCGAAAGAGUGACAGAAUACGCGGAACAAGCGUCUGAGGAGAGAGAUGAAGAAGUGCAAUUGGCAGUGGAACCAUUGAGUGGUUGGCCAACGAAUGGUCAGAUCUCAUUUGAAAUGGCAUCGUUCUCGUAUCGACCGGACAGUGACGAGAUUUUGAAGAAUAUCAAUUUAAAGAUCAAUGCCAAGGAGAAGAUAGCUAUUGUUGGACGGACUGGGUCUGGUAAGAGGCUUUUUGGUACUGCUGGUACUAUUUUAUGUUUUUUUGGCUAUUGUUGGUACUUUUCGGACGAAAUGUUGCAUUUCUAACUUUUUGGUGCAAAUGGUACCAUUUUUUGAUUUUGGUACUACUGGUACUCUUUCAAGGUUUGGUACUAAAAUAUAUUGUUUUAGGUAAAAGCAGCUUUGCUUUAGCUCUGUUCCGUCUACUAGAAUCAAAGUCUGGCCGAAUAACUAUUGAUAACGUUGAUCUCUCAAAAGUACCAUUACCAACUCUUCGCCGACGACUCACAAUAGUACCACAAGACCCAGUACUAUUUUCCGGCACUCUACGCAUGAAUCUAGACCCAUCGAACCUAUUUGACGAAGAAUUCUUGUGGGAGGCGUUGGAGUACGCCGGAAUGAAGCAGUUCGUCGCAUCUCUACCAAAUGCACUAGAAACGGAAAUCAGCGAAGGUGGUGCCAAUAUUAGUGUUGGACAAAGGCAGUUGAUCUGUUUGGCUAGGGCGUUGUUGAGGAAACCGAAAAUAUUGAUUUUGGACGAGGCAUCGGCUUCGGUGGAUUUGGAAACUGAUCAGAUGGUUCAUAGGACAUUACGGUAAGUAGGAGGGUAGGGGAGGGGGAUGCAGAUUUCAAAAAUUAUUAGUUUUAAAGGGGUAUCGCUUAAAAUUUUGAUUUGUAACGAAUUGCUACCAAAAUAAUUGAUUUUUGACGAAAUGUCACAAUUUCAUUGAUUUUAAAAAUAACAAUAUAAAACCGAUUUUUUACCUAGAAUUUUUGUAGAGAUCACUUUGCCGACUGCACAGUGCUAACAAUAGCCCAUCGACUGAACUGGCUCAGUGAUGUCGAUCGAGUACUGGUGAUUGACAAUGGAAUGGUGGCUGAAUUCGACACUCCUGAUAACUUGUUGAAACGAGACGAUUCACUGUUUAAAUCCUUAGCCAAUGAAGGCGAUUUCACGAUGAAAAAAGUGUCACAGGCUUCGGUGGAUCGGAUGACACCACCGAGAGUUGAGGUAAGUACUAUAUUAAAAUUCGGUGCUGUGAGGGUUUGGUACUAUAAUUUGAUGUUGUGAAGGCCUGGUACUAUUAUUUAGUGUUGUAAAGGCCUGGUGCUGUUAUUUGGUACUUUAUCGAAAAAAAUUAGCCUUUAAAAAGUUUUGUCGUUUUUUAACGUAGGAAGCAAUACAAAUUGACGACAAGACUUUUUGUCAAGGCCUAACGGCGUCAUAUUAUGAUGGGAGAAGCUGUAUUAUAGUACGAAAACAUAUCAUAGCGUACGGUAGAUUCUAUAAUAGUAUCCUUUUCAGCCAAAAACACAAACUACUGUAAUAUAGUGCUUGAUAGCACUAUAAACAAAGUUCUUGCGUUUUUUCCAAAUUUUCAAUUAUUUCCAUUACAGAUAACACCAGCGGAAGCCGAAGAAUCGACGGAUCCAAAUAAUGAAGGGGAAGAUGCACCGCUUCUCGACAACACCGUGGAUUCAGAAUCCGUGGAAUCUGGAUGA
This is a messenger RNA of Bursaphelenchus okinawaensis, 11532 nucleotides long. The record is from the annotation of a GenBank genome assembly. Lineage: Eukaryota; Metazoa; Nematoda; Chromadorea; Rhabditida; Aphelenchoididae.